UAUGGUGAUCCUUUAUUUAGUAUAUUCGUCUCGUUAAAUUUAACUAAUAAGAAGCUGAAUAAGUCUUUUAUAUGAAGUAUGAUCGUGCAUAUCUUUAUCGAGAAAUAUAAUUCUUGCUAUUCAAUGGUGUAAUUAGAAAUUUGGGAAUUUGAGGGUUUGGCAACUUAAGAACUUGUUUAUGUUUGUACACCGUAUAUGUGAACACGAAGUAAGAAACAGGCGAUAGAUGAGCACAACGCUAGUAAUAAACAGUCUUCUGAAUUCAACCAAGAUGCGCAGGACUACUAUUGCUGUUGUGGAACGAGUAUACAUCAGUUCCAGGAGUAGUACCAAAAUAAUCCGAGCGUGGCGGUAACGCCCUUUCCACUUCCACCUGUCGUGAGCAUCGAAGGUGGUGACUAGUUCAUUCGUGUACUCCGUGACCGAAGCUUCCCCAGAAGGCUGCAUCGUCUCAGGAUCGCCAUUUUAUGUGUUUGGCUCUGAGACUGGGACGGUGGGUGCGUGCGGUGCAUACUACAGAGCGUAUUCCGUGCAUUAUCUGCAAGAUGUUACCCAAAUACUUUGCGCCCGACAUGUACAAGUAACGACAGGUGUCGGAGUGAGUGGAUCGGGCAGCGAAGGCUCGGGCCGAAAUGGUCCCGGAAUAGUGAGCUGUGCGUGAGUGUGUUUUCAUCGAGUUGUGCGUCGCACUGGCUUUUCACUGCUGUCACCGUUUGUUAAUACCUGUGCCAUUUGAAAAGUCGGCUUUGGGUCAAAUUACGGACGGCCUCUGGAUUCCUUGCGACACCCUCGCCACCAUCUACGAUGAGUUCGCGCAACAUACCCUCAGACAAGAUAAACCUACGUCUCAUUCUUGUCAGCGGUAAGACAAAAGAGUUCCUAUUCAGUCCGAGCGACUCUGCGGGGGACAUAGCGCACCAUGUGUUUGAAAACUGGCCGGAAGACUGGGCGGAAGAGGCAGUCGCUAAAGCGGAGAUCCUGCGGUUAAUCUACCAGGGUCGUUUUCUGCACAGCAAUGUCACGCUCGGUGCUCUUGGGCUUCCUUUCGGGAAAACCACGGUGAUGCAUCUGGUCCCACGAGAGAAUCUUCCCGAGCCUAAUUCUCAAGAUCAAAGGCAAAAAAGUAAAGGCGGAGGAAGUAGUUGCUGUUCAGCCUCCUGUUGCAUACUUUAAAAACGAAAGGAACAAAAAGAACAAACAAACAAACAAACAAAAAAAAAAAGAUGAAAAAUAAAACGUCGUCGGCUGCCCUGGAUAUAUUUUGAAUGGUCGUACCGUGUGAGAACCGGCACACGUUCAGGCUGAGCCAUGGUUUCUAAGGUUUCGAUGCUGGUGUAUCAUCGUUUUAGUGGCUGAGCUCGUGAGCAGUGUAGCAACGGCGAAAUCGUCGCACCCUUCCUUCUCGCGGAUCCAAAAAAGAAACGAAGAAAAUAUAUAACGGUGUUUUACGUUGGUUCAUCCGCGACGCAGUUUUGGGUCACCGUCCCAGGUGAACGAUUCGAUCGUCAUCGUCCACGCCGAGUAUCGUCGCGGAAGACAAAGCAGGAUUGUAAUCGUGUCGCGUUUAAACUCUCACUAAUAAAAAAAGAGAUGUAACGCGUCCAGAGCCAAACCCAUAAUACACAGCUGUCCGUUUUGUUCGCUGUUACCAUGUACUUGAUCGGUGUAUUCGCACUGAAAGUCUAUUUAUGACCCGUCGACUCACGACAGGAGACUCGUCGCGGUUCCGUUCCAGGAUGGGUUCGUUUUCGAGACACAUCGGCCGACUACGGUCUCCUGUGAUCAACGUGAACGAUAUUAAUUCUCUAGUACGACGAAAUGUCAUUAUCAUUUUCUUUUCUUUCGACGAAGAGAGAUAUUAGGACGUAGAGCCUUCGAAGGGGAUGAAACGCUCUCUUGAACGGCGCUACAAUGCUUAGAAACUCAACCACUAUCCGACUACCGCAGCGUUAAAUAGUAAUUAUUAAUUGUAGACGGGAUAUCGCGUGUGUAUGUAUGCGUGCGUGGGUGUGUGCGUGCGUGCGAUGUGCAAGGACGUGCGAGUGUAUCGCGUUUGAGGAAGAGAGUAAAGAUUUAUGUUGUGAUAUGCAGGUAGUGAAUAUAUUAUAUAUAUAUACGAUACUAUUAUUAAAAUUAUAUAUUAUAUAUAUAAAAAAAGGUAUAUAUAUAUAUAAUAUGGUAUGAGACAUGUUGACAGACAGUUUGAACUCUCAUACACGAUAGACUUUAUUAUCAUGAAUUUAAAGUAAUAUUAUGACGCCACUUUGAGAGUUUAGUAUUCUGGAUAAGAUUGCAGAGGAAAAGAACAUUGGAUCUCUAAUGGUAGUUAUAAUUAAAUAAAAAAAAAAAAGAAAGAACUCAAAUAUAUCACCUGUUAAAUCCUUCUUUUCCGAAAUAUCCCCUCUAUGGUUAUUCGUUGAUCCUCUUCGAACCCACUCCUUGCCCUCCACCGCGUCUACUUCGACCUUUAUUUUCCUUUUAAACCCUUUAUUCUGUUCUCACCCGUCCAUUUUUCAAUCGAUCGGGCCUAGGAACGUCAUUUCGUAGACCCAACGAUCAAUCCACGUUUUUAAAUCGCGAGUAUUGAUUACAGUUAGGUCCAACCAAACCACGUUACGAUAAGUUGUAGCCUAUUCUAUACUCAAACUAUGCUACUGUAAUUAAUUACUAUGACUCUUACCAAUGCAUAAUACGUGUAUAUAAUAUACAUACAUAUAUAUAUUAUAUAUAUAGAUAUAUAAUGUUCUUAUGUAGUGAAAUUCGUCGGAAUUCACGAUUGUCGGAGUUUAUUUAAUUUAUUUCGCACGAAACAUCGGCGGACAAUGUUGUACACCUGUUCGAAAUCGUCGAUAUCUGCUUGACCUCGUAAACCUCUGUAAAAAGGAUCAUGUUUCCUUGGCAGGAACAAAAAUGAUCAUGAAUAGGAAAUAUUUCUUAACAAGUUGUUUCCAAGUAUUAUUGAAGUUUUUUAUUAUAAUUGAUAAGACGUUGAGUGAUAUCGAACGAUUAUAAGAAAGUAGAUGUAAGGCGAAGAAAAAGAAAAAAGAAAUGAUACCGUCGGAUACGAACAGUGGAGUCUCGCUAUAUGACCCUGAGCAGGGAUAUAGGAGAGGGAAAAAUUGUGGAAAGACCCAUAUAAAUGGAACUCCUUCUAACCAACAAUUUAUUUCCAAAAGCCCCUAGAUUUGUAAAUUUCUAAAUUGUUUCAAUUCUAAAUUUAAUAAAAUGUGUAAAUAUAAAAAUUUGUAAAUUUGAAUUUUCAAGAACUGUCGAAUUGAAAAUGUCCAAAUUCGAAGUUUCUAAGACCCUCGAUUUAUAAAUUAAAUAAUUUAUAUGUAUGUAAAUUUAUAAAUUUCUCUAAACGGAGGAAGGCCAUUGAUAUGCAUAGUCCACGAGCCAUAUUACGAGGAGCCAUAUAGCGCGACUGCAUUGUAGUUUCUGUUCUUGCUCAAAUACGCUGAAUAAUAUUUAUUGAUUUAUUAUCGAAACAUACUCAGUUUUAAAAGGAUUAUUCGAUCGAACAAUCGGUGUAUCGAGUGCAUGCAGAUACGAAACGAUAGGUUUAUGGGGAUGGCUAGCAGUAACGAUAUUUAACGUUUCAUUAUUCUCCUUUGAUUUACGAUCGAUUUUAUUGCUCGAGAAUGCCGCUGCCUUCCGUUUGUUCAUACUUCUCUUUCUGUCCUCAUUUCUUUUUUUUUUUGUUUCUUGAAACAAUAGAGAUUAAGAGGUAGACUCUAUGAACGCUGUUUAUAAAAGUAACGAGAAAAAUGUUUAGCGCGUAAGUUGAGAAAAAGUUGCGAAUAAACAAACACUCAUGGACUAUCAUCAGAAAUAAAGUUACGAAAACAAGAAAACAAACGAUCAAGUGUAAUCGUCGAAUUAUAAAAUAUCGUUCGCCAGGAUUUUAUUCGUUCGAUCACGAGGUAGACAAACAAUAUGUCGUUGUAUACAGGAAAACGAGGAAAGGAAGCUACUCUGUAAUAAGCUUGUUGUACAGUUCCUUUGACGUUACAAUAUUACUUUAAAGUCUUGCAAAGGGAGUAGGAUGAAUGAAGCGAAAUAUAAGAAGCGAUCGUCGUCGAAGCUCUCUGUUCGUCGCCCGUGUAGAAAUCAUUUCCUUUGUUCGGACAAAUCAUUCUACGAAUUUUAUCUCUCACCUGUCAUGGGUUAUUUUUGAAACGCGUGACACGAUGAAAUCGAGCGCGAUAUGCUGUUGAAAGAAAAGGACGCUUUUCUUUUAGCAUCGUAUUAAUGUACAGGGUGUUUCAGAUUCUUUGGACAAAGCAUGGGGGUUUAUUCGUAUAGAUGUUGCGUGAAGGUUGGCUACGGACAUUUUAUUGUAAACAAGCAAAUGUAAAACAGUAGAUUUGAUAGAAUUAAUUCAUUAAGGACCAAGCAAUGAAGCAAUACAAUUUUAAUGCGUUAUUGGAAUGUAGAAUAACUUAAAUUGUUUUAUCAGAAAUUAGAACAAAGUAUGAACUGUUAGUAGACAAGUAUCACGUGACAAAAUAAAAAUCAAUCUUAAUAUUCGUAUAAUAAUUUUGUUAUAAUUUGUAAUAUUUAUGGCCAACCUUUGUACGACAUUUUGUCCCCCAUAGAAUUUUGUCGUGACAAACCUGCGACACUCCAUAUGUUCUUUGUAUAAAAGCGUAGAGAGCACGUCACGAUACGCCACCCUUUUUCGAGAAUACAAUUUUCCACCAUCGUUAUCCCUCCACCUUUUAUCCGGGUCUCUUUCUCUCUGUGUCUAUAAUUAAUGUCCGUUUUUCUCUUUAUCUUUUCUUUUACCAAGUUGAUCUCAAGUUGCACACACCACGAGCUGUAUAACGAUGAAAGAGACAGACUAUUUAGCAAAUGCCAUGGAACUUCCGAGGAAAAAGGGGGAUUAAUUUUAACGUGCUAGUGUAUCAUAUUAAACUAUACGCCUGACUCUAUUUGCUGUUUAAACGAAAAUGAUGAACUUAAAUGAAAAUAAAAUGGUAUUCUUAAAUGCAAAAAAAACGUAAUAAUAAUAAUGAUAAAUAAUAAUAAUAAUAAAUAAUAAUAAAUAAUAAUAAUAAUACUAAAACAGUCUACGAGGAAUAUAAUUACACACUUACAUCAUAUCAAAAUUCUAGCGUAUAAGAAUCAAAUCAUUAUACAUACAUACAUAGAUUUAUUUGUACACGCGUUUCGAUCAACUAUUGUGCGCCCCAUAACCAUGCCAUCAUUGUAUGUACAAUACGAACGUACAAAUCUUUGAUUCUUCAUCGACAUUGUCACGUUCAUUAUACACGAGCCAAACGAACGGAUUAGCGCGUCAUUACGAGCCGUAUAAUGGGUCGUCAACGAUCCUCGUUACGAGUUUACGUAAAAUGAGCUGAUUACAGGUUUUCAUUGAAUAGUCGCGCGAAAUACGAGAAACGGCCAAGUUGAAAUUCGAAAUUGUUUCGUUAAACGAGCUGCACGACGCGUUAACGACCCAGAAGCGUAUUUUACUUUAUAUUCGUGCGAAAUGUACAGAUUAAUUACGGAAAGAAUUCAGGAGCCAUUAACCUCUUCAAGGAUGUCGACACGUUUAGUUUCUUAAAUUCUAUUUUGGUAAUGCGUACGCCUGGAAACUUUUAAUUUGAAAUUUUCUAUUAAAAGAUUUUUUAAUUUAAAAUUUUAUAAAUUUGAAUCUGAGCGAAUAUAGGCUGGAUAUUGAUCUCCAGUGACACGAAAUUCAAAAAUCCGGAAGAAGGUUAAUGAGUAUAGUCUGCUGCAUAACUCCUGAGAUCUUUUUUGAUAUCCCGUACAGAUACGCUCUCCUUAUGUGUUCAAACGCGUGACACGUGCAUUUUACGAACAAAGGAGGCACCACGAAGAGACCGAAAGAAGAGUAAACAUAUGGCAUGUUUUCCGUUCGCCGAAAGCCAUGUAAUCAAUUCAGUUUACUUUGGAAAAGAGGUUCAAUCAAAUAAACGUACUCAUAUUGGCAUUUCUCAUCUCGGAUAGAGAGCAUUGUUAUCGCUAGUCGGACAGAUUUUAUCGAACACGGGUGAAGCAUUAUUGAUGAAUCAACGAAGAGAGUGAUAAUAUAACAAAGCAUCCCCGUGUUAUAAACUGCAGAUUACCAAGUACGUUACAAUAAUUUUAUAGCUGCUGGCAAACGCAGUAGAUCGUGUAGGAAAACGAGCAUGUAGGAAAAUCAAAAUGAUAAACGAUCUUCAAUGGUUACGGAUACUAAAUCCGUCAAAUGUUUCGUUAACACUUCGAUGGUCGCCAUUUUUAUACUUAAUGUUUUGUGUUACUAUUCUUUAUUUCAUGUAUUAAUUCAGAAAGAGUGAUGUAUAAAAGCGUGGUUUCUUUGGGAAAAAUGGCGGAGGAGUCAGUUUGUACAAAGAUGUUCAAACUAUCAGGUUUCUAAAUUCCUCAAGUCAGAUUUCUAGGUCUGCAAUUUCCUCAAUCUACAAAUUUCUCGUCCCUUAUACAAAUUAGAAUUUUUAAUAACACCAAAGUACUGUGAAUGAUUUUCGAAAUCAGCAUUUUUCCUAAAGAAGCCUACUACGCUUAAAUACAUCACUACCUCGCAACUCUGCGAGUAAAUACAAAAUUACGAGAUUUAUUUCGAUAAAGACCGUCAAAGUGUUAAAGAGAAGAAAAGAAAGAAGCAAUGAAACUUCAAGUAGAAACAUUCCAAAUUGAAACGAGUCCCACCCUCGCUCCUGUACCCUCGUUUAAUUAAUCCCACGCUCAACGAGAGAGAACAUUAGAAAUUCGUUGUUAUUCGAUGUUCGACUGUUCAAACGCGAUCGUAGAACGUACGAUGUAAUCGUAUUUUAAUGAAACGAUUGUAAUUAAUGCCUGAGAGAAAAUUUAGACACGCGAAACUCGUGUUACACACGCGUCAUGAUCUUUGUUCACACAUUGAAAUUUCACGAUACGAGCGGGAAGAAAGAGUAACAAAGAAAAAAAAAAAUAAAAAAGCAAACUGUGAAGAUGGAGGGAAAAGAAGAAGAAGAAGUGUACAAAGCGAACUAUAAUUUUAUACGGAAAUCGAAACGUAAAUGAUUUUACUUGAUAUCCGUGAACGUUCAAAUUUUCAUGCGUGACAUUACUACUUAGUAUCGAACGAGCAUUGUUAUAUAAAAAAAAAAAAUUCUGACGACUUCUGAACUGUCUUCGAGCGACAAAUCCUCUGGUCCUUCGUUGUCUUUUUUCUCAUAUUUUCUUUUCUCUUCGCCGAGUUGAUAAACAGUAUUUUUCUAGACGGGAAACUGUUUUUCUAUUCACGCAGGGUAGAAGAAUCGCGCGAACUCGAGGGAAACAAAAUCGAUUUCGAGAGACAAAACGAUACGAUCCACGCGUUUUCGUUUUCUACGCAUUUUACGUUGAAGCUGACACAAUUUCUUGUAUUCGAAGAAUUCGCGUUUCCUUUGAACGAUGCGUUAAAAGAAUCUGAGACGUGUUAACAAGUGAGAAAAAUCCACUUCGUGCAUCGAUUUCGAGCUGAAUAAAAGAAAGAAGAAGAAGAAGAAGAUAAAGAAGUAUGUCUUUUUAAUCGUUUGAUAAGGGAGAUGUAUAAAAACGUUUUCAACUGGCCGUCCUACAUAGAAUAUGGCGAAUGUUAAAUAUAUUAUUUGAAAGCUAUCCUACGUAUUUGCCAUAACUUAUUGAUGCGUGUAAAUUGUAACAAACGAUCCAACGUACUAACGGUAAAAAGAAAGAUGAAAAAGGAAAGAAAAGGUGUAACGAAAUGUAACACGCAAUAAUUUUGUAGACUUUAUGUUAUAAUAAAACCGAUGUUAAGAAAUA
Megachile rotundata (alfalfa leafcutting bee) is the source of this 7776-nucleotide messenger RNA. It is a transcript of the gene UBL3, whose product is annotated as ubiquitin like 3. Lineage: Eukaryota; Metazoa; Arthropoda; Insecta; Hymenoptera; Megachilidae. The record is from RefSeq and is a predicted model, not a curated record.